AUGGAAGAUAAGAGCAUCGCGGAGAUCCAAGAACUCAUAGGACUUCCAGAAUACUCACUUGUCCCUCAUGUACCAGAUAAGUCUCCCCUGAACGCAUGGAUCCCACCACAUGGAAGACCAAGCUUUACGGCCGAUGAUUGCUACAGCCUGUUCCAAAAUGAGAGCAUAGCAUUUACUGGCGAUUCAACAUCGAGAAGAGCAGCUGAUACCCUUCAUUAUUUAAUCCAGCACCGAAACGAGGCAUCAUUUAACCAACCCUAUCUUUACAACUGGACUCGACUGCAAGCGUCUCAUACAAGAAUCAUCGGCAAAGGAGAUCCAACGCUAGAAACUGGACAGUACGUCAAAGUGCAAUUUGAACCCGGAACCAUUGACAACAUCUGGAAGCCUCAAUUUCGACACUUUAUUCAAUUCAAGUAUACAAAAGAACAUUCCAUCGUUCUAGCUGGAUCAGUUUCGUGGGAUCUGAAGAACAAUCAUAUCAGACCUUGUGACAUGGAACAGCAAAUCAAUUGGACGAUACGCAAGCUACACGAGUCUAUUUCCCCAUCAGUCCUCGUACUAUGGAAAUCAACACCAUUCAGUCGGAUCUCGCAAUGGGGAUAUCUGGAGCGCAAUGAGUCCAAGAAAGGUGGACAGAAAAGUGUAAACUAUCUGGUAUACCAUGCCAACAUGGUUGCGAAACGAGAAAUCCAGAGAAUCAAUUCACGACGAUUGGUCUUUUUGGAUUUGGCCAAAGAGCUCUUCCCACAUAUGUACAACAGUAGCGUUUCUGAUUUAAUGCUCCCCGAAAACAAUGACACUAAUCCAUGGCAUCUUGGACCGAUCCCCAGAGGACUGCUUCUUCAGAUGGUGGCCUGGGAAGUUCAUUCUUGGAAAGCACUACACCAGCAAGGCCAUGACACAUUGAACAGGAGUGCUAUGCCAAAUAGUCAUCACACAGUCACCCUUGCAAAUAGUGUAUACCUUCAAACUUCUCUGGACAAACAAGCAAGAAUAGACAAGUGGUUUGUUGAGGACAUGAUACCGAACAAAGCUUUUGCGGAAUCUGUAAUGCGGAGCGAGUUUCUGCAUAUCGUUGGAGGGGUUCUUCUGAUGCUCAUGGGAACGGCAAGGAUGAUACGUCGAAGCAAAAGGAGAGACCAAUCAAAUGCUAAGAAGUAG
This is a messenger RNA of Cylindrotheca closterium, 1164 nucleotides long. The record is from the annotation of a GenBank genome assembly. Lineage: Eukaryota; Bacillariophyta; Bacillariophyceae; Bacillariales; Bacillariaceae.